Messenger RNA from Aureobasidium musti, 1224 nucleotides. Lineage: Eukaryota; Fungi; Ascomycota; Dothideomycetes; Dothideales; Saccotheciaceae. The record is from the annotation of a GenBank genome assembly.
AUGAGCGCAGGUGACAACGAUGCGUUGAAUCUCUUCCGGACGAGUCUGGUAGCCUCAUCACCGCCUUUACCCACACGUAGCGCCGAUGCAUCAUCGGCCAGCGACAUUGCGCCUCUGACUGAUGCGUCCCACCUGCUCUUCAACACACAAUCCGCUGCCGAUGGAGUCCAACAUACUACGCUUGCAUUGACGACAGCCACGAGAUUCGUCUCGCAAACCAAUGGCGCCCUUGACCUGGCUAGUAUCUUCUGGUGUUGGCAGAACAAGGACAAGAGUACGGGAGACUACAUCGCUGCAACCCAGGAGCUCAACACGGCGCGUACAUCCAAUGGCCUUAGCGAAGUGCGCAACUUGGUCUUUGCCGAGAAGCUCGACUUGAUCAACUGGUUGUCUGGCGAGAACGACAGCGAGUUCAUCAAGAGUCUAGACGACAACCGUCAGACGCGUGCUCAGGCCCACGAUGCUGCAAAGAUGGCCAGUGGGGACGGCGAUGUGGUCAUGCAAGAUGCGAGGGCCGAAGACGAUAAGCUACGCGACAUCUACGCUCUAGAACGCAAGACUGGCGAUCGCAACUCGAUUCUCAGAGGCAGCAAACCUACCUAUGCUGAAGCAUUCUUGGGUCGCUCCAAGGCAUCGGCUCCAACUCCCGCUCUUAUCGCACCAGCUCCCGCCAUCCGUCCUGCAAAGCCAUCCAGUGGCCGUCGUCCCGAGCCCAUCAUCCUCCUCUCUCCAUCAGCGUCGUCGCUUCUUCGCCUGUCCAAUGUCAAGUCUUUCCUCAUGGAUGGUGUCUACACUCCUCCUACCUCCACUACUUCGACCACCUUGAACAUCCUCCAUGUCAAUCGCGUCAUGCCAUCCAUAGAGCCCACGCGCCCUCUGCGUUUCAUCCUUGUCGAGUCGCCUGAUAACUUCAAGCCCGACUACUGGAAUCGCGUUGUUGCCGUCUUCACAACUGGCCAGGCGUGGCAGUUCAAGGGCUACAAGUGGAGUCAACCAGCAGAGCUCUUCAGCCAUGCCCUGGGUGUCUACGUCGGCUGGCGUAACGAGCUCCUUCCGGAUACCAUCAAGGGCUGGGGCAGAGGUGUGCUGAAUGUUGGUAUUGACGCGUACCGCGAGGGUCAGACUGCCCAACAAAGAUGGAGAGACCGUGAGACUGUGGAAGAAAUUUGGAGUGCUAUCGAGGCCUCUAUGAGAGCUCGUGGCUUCAACAGAGAGACAAGAUAG